CUCUCCGCCCUCCGCAGAGCUACGGACCCAAGAUGGCCGCCGUGUCAGUUUGGGUCUUCGCUGCCGUCCGGUCUCGGGCGCCUGGGCUCCGCCUCUCGUAGGCCCCGGUGCACGGUUCACCUGUCAAAUUGGGAGUAUAAAGCAGUGGAGUGAAAUGUACUGAAAUCUUUUUACCUGUGUGAUACAUUUUUUCAUCGGUUGUUGGGGGGAGGGUAUUGGAAAACAUGAACCAGGAAUAGGAAAUACUCAUGUUUGAAAAAAGAAGAGCAACUUGGGGUCAAAAACGUGUAUGCUAUGAUUAACUGGUCCUCAUUCUCCGAUCAUCUGUUUUCCCAUUGUGUGGAACUCCUUCAGCAUAGGGAUAAGGGAUAACGACUCUAUGGAUAUAAAGAAUUUUUCACCAUGGUAAAACUCGCUAACCCGCUGUACACUGAGUGGAUUUUGGAGGCAAUUAAAAAGGUCAAGAAGCAAAAACAGCGGCCAUCAGAAGAGAGGAUAUGCAAUGCGGUGUCUUCAUCCCAUGGUUUGGAUCGCAAAACUGUUCUGGAGCAGUUGGAACUGAGCGUUAAAGAUGGAACUAUUUUAAAAGUUUCCAAUAAAGGACUUAAUUCCUAUAAGGAUCCAGAUAACCCUGGGCGAAUAGCACUUCCUAAACCACGGAACCAUGGAAAGUUGGAUGGUAAACCAAAUGUGGACUGGAAUAAACUGAUCAAACGGGCCAUUGAGGGCUUGGCAGAAUCCACCGGCUCAUCCCUGAAGAACAUUGAACGUUACUUGAAAGGGCAGAAGGAUGUGUCAGCGCUGUUUGCCAGCAGUGCCCCUUCCAUCUUUCACCAGCAGUUGCGGUUGGCUGUUAAGCGUGCUGUUGGCCAUGGCCGGCUCCUUAAAGAUGGACCUUUGUAUCAACUCAACACUAAAGCAGCCACAAACGCAGAUGGGAAAGAGAGCUGUGAGUCUCUUUCUUGUCUUCCUCCAGUAUCCCUCCUUCCACAUGAAAAAGAUAAGCCAGUUGCUGAACCAAUCCCAAUCUGCAGUUUCUGCCUUGGUACAAAAGAACAAAACCGAGAAAAGAAACCCGAGGAGCUCAUUUCUUGUGCUGAUUGCGGCAAUAGUGGUCACCCAUCCUGCUUGAAGUUCUCCCCAGAAUUAACAGUUCGGGUGAAGGCCUUGCGAUGGCAGUGCAUCGAGUGCAAGACAUGCAGUUCCUGUCGAGACCAGGGCAAGAAUGCUGAUAAUAUGCUAUUUUGUGACUCAUGUGAUCGGGGCUUUCAUAUGGAGUGUUGUGAUCCCCCUUUGACAAGGAUGCCAAAAGGCAUGUGGAUAUGUCAGAUAUGUCGGCCACGUAAAAAAGGAAGAAAACUACUCCAUAAAAAGGCAGCACAGAUUAAGCGGCGUUAUGCCAACCCAAUAGGACGUCCCAAAAACAGAUUAAAGAACCAAAAUGCAACAUCAAAAGCCCCCUUCAGCAAAGUCCAGACAGGACCCGGUCGGGGUCGUAAGCGUAAGACUCCCCUAUCCAGUCAGUCAACUUGCUCAUCAGAAGGGGGCUACUUGGAGCAAGUUGAUGGUCUGGAAUUCUGCGGAGAUGCCAGCAUCACCUUGAAGUUCAACAAGAAAACCAAAGGGCUUAUUGAUGGCCUUACCAAAUUCUUCACCCCGUCCCCUGAUGGGCGUAAAGCUCGAGGAGAAGUAGUGGACUACUCUCAGCAAUAUAGGAUCAGGAGAAAGGACAAUAGGAAAUCAAGCACUUCAGACUGGCCCACAGACAAUCAGGAUGGCUGGGAUGGAAAACAAGAAAAUGAAGAGUGGCUUCUAGGAGGCCCAGAUGUCAUGGUGGAGAAAGAUAUGGAGUUGUUCAGAGACAUUCAGGAGCAAGCAUUGCAGAAAGUAGGAGUGACAGGAGCCCCUGACCCCCAAGUCCGCUGCCCGUCCGUCAUUGAGUUUGGAAAAUAUGAAAUCCACACCUGGUAUUCUUCUCCAUACCCACAAGAAUAUUCCAGGUUGCCCAAGUUGUAUAUUUGUGAAUUCUGUCUCAAAUAUAUGAAAAGCAGAACUAUUCUCCAGCAGCACAUGAAGAAAUGCGGUUGGUUUCAUCCCCCAGCCAAUGAAAUUUACAGAAAGAGUAACGUUUCGGUUUUUGAGGUGGACGGCAAUGUCAGUACUAUUUACUGCCAGAACUUAUGUCUGUUGGCAAAACUCUUCCUGGACCAUAAGACUCUCUAUUAUGAUGUGGAGCCGUUUCUUUUUUACGUGCUGACGCAAAACGAUGUGAAGGGCUGCCACCUCGUUGGGUACUUCUCCAAGGAGAAGCACUGCCAGCAGAAGUACAAUGUCUCCUGCAUAAUGAUCCUUCCCCAGUACCAACGCAAGGGCUACGGCAGGUUCCUCAUUGACUUUAGCUAUCUCCUCUCUAAACGUGAAGGCCAGGCAGGAUCCCCAGAGAAGCCACUGUCUGAUUUGGGUCGUCUCUCCUACAUGGCGUACUGGAAAAGUGUAAUCUUGGAGUGCCUUUAUAACCAAAAUGACAAGCAGAUCAGCAUCAAGAAGUUAAGCAAACUGACCGGCAUCUGUCCUCAAGACAUCACUUCGACUCUGCAUCACCUGCGCAUGCUUGACUUUCGUAAUGAUCAAUUUGUGAUUGUUCGGCGGGAGAAACUUAUCCAAGACCACAUGGCAAAACUGAAACUGAACAUCCGGCCUGUAGUGGUGGACCCAGAAUGUCUGCGCUGGACUCCCGUCAUUGUCUCAAACGCGAUGGUUUCAGAGGACGAAGAUGAUGAUCCUGAAGAAGCAGAAAUUGAUGUCCCUCAGCAGCCUCGGGAGAGAGACAUUGAGGUGAUCAAGUGCGUCUCCUGGGAGAGGAAAGAGCGGGAGUCCUGCUUCCCGCGGGAAAGCGAGAAAAAGCCGGAGGGGCUUCCCGUCAACGCCCUGCGGGCUGGCAAGCAGAGCCUCCCCCUGAGCGGCCUCCCUGCCAACAGCCACACACCACGCAGGGGCCGGUGGAGCCGGAAGAACAAGAAGCUGCGGGAGCCCUGCGCCGAGAAGGACCCGAAACUCGUCCUGGAGGAGAAGUCGGCCAUGGCCCGGGGGGGCCGCUGUGGCGAAUGCCAAGAAAAGGCUGCAGCGGCUGCAGCGGCUGCAGCGGCCGCUGCCUCUCGGGGGAGAUUUGGGGAGAGCGAAGACAAGGCAGCUUCCUCCCAGGGACAGUGUGGCCAGUGUGAGGAAAAGGCCCCGACCCUGCGAGGGCACUUUGGGAGAGCAGAAGAGAAGGCCGCCUCCUCCCCGGGGCACUUUGGCAAGGGCGAGAAGCCCUCUGCCACCCAGCGGCGGUGCAGCGAAGGCCUGGAGGUGUGGAAGGGGCAGCUGAAAGCCCUGGAGCCCCUGAAGAGCCGGCUCUCCGAGCAGUGCGAGAGGAUAGCCCGGAGGCAUGGCAAGGGCGACCACGCGGCGCUGAGGCAUUUCAGCGAGAGCAGUGAAGAGGACGACGAGGAGCCGGCCAGCCCCUGCUCCAGCUCCCCGCCGGUCCUCACCAAGCCCACGCUGAAGCGGAAGAAGCCCAUUCCCCGGAAGAGACGUGUCCGUAAGCGAAAAUACCACAACAGCAGCGUGGUUACUGAAACGAUCUCGGAAACGACAGAGGUCCUGGACGAGCCAUUUGAGGACUCUGAUUCCGAGAGGCCCAUGCCUCAACUGGAGCCCACCUUUGAAAUGGAAGACGAGGAUGAAGACGAGGAAAGCGAAUUGUUCUCUCGAGGAUAUCUUCGCCGUCUCUCUCCACAGGAUUCCCUUAGGCAUAGGCCCUCCUUAAAAAGAGGAAAUCAAGAAGGAGAGGAAUCGGAUGAUACAGCUGGUAUGUUUCCUGAUUCUCCUACUUUGAAACCGGUUUCUAUGCUGAGAAAAUGUGAAGCGAUAGACUCUCCGCUCCAGCCUGGCACUUCCACCCCCAUGAAGAAGAAGAAGGGCUGGCCCAAGGGCAAGAGCCGCAAGCCCAUUCACUGGAAGAAAAGGCCUGGGCGCAAGCCAGGCUUUCAGCUGAGGAGGGGAAAGAUCCGAGCACCUGCUUCAGAGGAGACCACCGAUCUCAUGGAAGCCAGUUCCAAAUCAGGGCGUAAAACAAAAGUGCAGGAAAAGGAAGAGCUGGUGGAGCAGAAGGACGAGCUUCUGCCGAGUGCUGAAGAAAGGAAGGAUGAAGAUGGGCCUCCAGAAGCAGGUGAUUUGGGAGAAGAGGAGGAAGAUACGCCUGCUAGAGAAGUGAGAGCGGCAUCUCCUGUCGACAGCAGUAAUAGCCCAGGGACGGAAUCUAAAGAACCUGAACUGGAGGAAGAAGUAGACAAGCCUCGAGUCCUGGAAGAGCAGAGGCCAUCUGAAGAAGAGCAGCAGGAAGUUGAAGAGCCCGAGCAGGACCAGGAGGAGGAGGAGGAGGAGGUCGCAGCAGCAGCAGCAGCUAACCAGAACGAAGAUCAUGAUGCAGAUGAUGAAGAAGACGACGGCCACACGGAGUCCGUCAAAAAGAAUGAGCUGGAAGAGCAGGCGGAGAAGGAGGGACUGAAGGAAGAACCAGAGGCCCAGGAGCCUUUUUUAGAAACAAGCACACAGGACGGUAGAGAAGACGAUGCCAAGAAUAAGAGUGAAAGAGAGGCAGAUUCUGAGGAGGAUCAGGUAUCCCAUGAGACGUCCGUAGGGUCAGACCCAGUUCCUGGAUCUGAAGAUGACCAAGAGGAAGACCAGCACCCCAAGGAAGAGCUAAUGGAGCUUAAGGAAGAAGAGCCAAUCCCUCACAGCGAACUGGAUCUCGAGACUGUCCAAGCGGUGCAGUCCUUGACCCAGGAGGAAGAAAACCACGAGCACGACGUGGCUUACCAGGACUGUGAGGAGACCCUGGCUGCUUGCCAGAAUCUGCAGAGCUACACCCAGGCUGAAGAGGACCCGCCGAUGCCGAUGGUGGAAGACUGCCAGGCCUCGGAACACAACAGCCCCAUCUCCUCGGUCCAGUCUCACCCCGGCCAGUCCGUGCGCUCGGUCAGCAGCCCCAGCGUGCCCGGCGCCCUGGAGAGCAGCUACGCCCAGAUCAGCCCGGAGCAGGGCUCUCUUUCCGCACCUUCUAUGCAGAACAUGGAGACCAGCCCCAUGAUGGACGUGCCUUCGGUGUCGGACCACUCCCAGCAGGUGGUGGACAGUGGCUUCAGCGACCUCGGCAGCAUUGAGAGCACCACCGAGAACUACGAGAACCCCAGCAGCUACGACUCCACCAUGGGGAGCAGCAUCUGCGGCAACAACUCCUCGCAGAGCAGCUGCUCCUAUGGGGGGCUGUCCUCCUCCAGCAGCCUGACCCAGAGCAGCUGCGUCGUCACCCAGCAGAUCGCCAGCAUGGGCAGCAGCUGCAGCCUCAUGCCGCAAGGCAGCGUCCAGCCCGCCGCCAGCUGCAACAUCAAGUCUCCCCAGAGCUGCGUGGUUGAAAGGCCCCCAAGCAACCAGCAGCCGGCGGCGCAGCCCCCACAGCCCCAGCCCCAGCCGCCCCAGCCACCGCCUCCGGCGCAGCAGCAGCAGCCGCAGCAGCCGCAGCAGCCGCAGCAGCCGCCCCAGCAGCAGCCGCCCCUGUCGCAGUGCAGCAUGAACAACAGCUUCACCCCGGCGCCGAUGAUCAUGGAGAUCCCGGAGUCCGGCGGCACCGGCAACAUCAGCAUCUACGAGCGGCUCCCCAGCGACUUCGGGGCCGGCGGUUACUCCCAGCCCUCGGCCACGUUCAGCUUAGCCAAGUUGCAGCAGUUGACCAACACGAUUAUGGACCCCCACGCCAUGCCUUACAGCCAUUCUUCUGCUGUGACUUCCUAUGCAACCAGUGUGUCUUUGUCGAACACGGGCCUGGCUCAGCUGGCCCCGUCGCACCCCCUGGCCGGGGCGGCCCAAGCACAAGCCACCAUGACCCCCCCACCGAACCUGGCCCCCGCCGCCAUGAACCUCGCCUCGCCCCUCCUCCAGUGCAACAUGUCCUCCCCCAAUAUCGGCAUCCCCCACACCCAGCGGCUGCAGGGCCAGAUGCCGGUCAAGGGGCACAUCUCCAUCCGGUCGAAGUCUGCCCCCCUGCCCUCCGCGGCAGCCCACCAGCAGCAGCUCUACGGCCGCAGCCCGCCCGCCGUGGCCAUGCAGGCCGGUCCCCGGGCACUGGCUGUCCAGCGCGGCAUGAAUAUGGGGGUGAACCUGAUGCCCACGGCCCCGUACAACGUCAAUUCCAUGAACAUGAACACCCUGAACGCGAUGAACAGCUACCGGAUGCCCCAGCCCAUGAUGAAUAGCAGUUACCAUAGCAACCCUGCCUACAUGAACCAGACCGCCCAGUAUCCUAUGCAGAUGCAGAUGGGAAUGAUGGGGAGCCAGGCCUAUCCCCAGCAGCCUAUGCAGCCAAACCCCCAUGGGAACAUGAUGUACACGGGCCCUUCCCACCACAGCUACAUGAACGCUGCUGGGGUCCCCAAGCAAUCGCUCAACGGGCCCUACAUGAGGAGAUGAGCAGGACGCCCCCCGAAACCUCUCGCUCAAUCAAGGAACCUUUUAUACUGACAAAGCAGAGACAAUGGACCUUUUUCCAGUUAAAUAUUGCUGUAGAUCUUAGAUAGGGUUUUGUUCCCUUUUGGUUUAUUUUAUUUUAUUUUUUUAGGGGGCCUGGUCUUUAUUCUUUUCUUCUUUGGGGGGGGCAGGGGCAGGGUUGGUUCUCUUGUUUUUUGGGAUCUCGGUUUUUCCUUCCGCAAUCUGGAAACGCUUCACUGUUCAAAUCCAUUUUGGGAACUGGGCUUUGGGAUUCUUUUUCUCUUUCUUUUUUGUUGUGGGGGGGAGAGGGAUUGAAAACGUGCACACGACCUUCCCGUCGUUGAACAAAGAGCCUAACUUUGCCGAUUCCACCCGGGCAGAGUGUGUAAAACAGGCCUCUCGUUUUUAGACGCUAGAGCCUUUUUGUCCCCUUGACCCUUGUGCACAGCUCUUAAGAUGGCCCAACCUUGAGAGGUCAGAUCCUUCCCAUCUUUCUGUGUCCUCAACAGGCAGCUCUGUUGCAGGAACCGGGAGUGGUACACGGAGCCCACUUUCUUUGGUCAUUUCCCCCAGAUAUAGGAACUCUGAAUAGUUUAUAUUUUCUCUCUCUCUCUCUCUCUCUCCUUCUCUCUCUCUCCUUCUCUCUCUCUCUCUCUCUCUCUCUCUCUCUCUCCUUGGGUGAACUGAAAUAACGGUUUAAAUGUAACUAGAGUAAAGUGCACCCAUGGCAUAUAUCCAAGCAGGAGCUGCGUACUCUAGUCCAGCCGAGUCCAGCCAAAACGUGGGGUAGGAGAAACGGGGUUCUUGAGGCCUGGAGGUCAACCCAAAACCCAGUGGCUGGACUUUGCAUGGUGAAUCUGCCGGAGGAUUCAGUUCCUAGAGGCACUUGUGCAAGGCUGUCCCACCCCUGGAAGUUGGGAUGUACGUUGAAACGGCUGUCGCAAUAGCUUCACGUAGAUAUUUUUUAAAAUGUUUGCUGGCCUGGUGCUAGCGUGUGGGGAGAAAGCGCCAGAUGUAGGACUUCUUCGUCCCAGUACACACACCCCUUCCCGCCCCAUUUGCCUCCCUGGCAUCUUUGGAGAUCACCAGCUGGGGUUUUUCCACACUGCCUUGUAUGUGAGCAUGGGGGGGGAGGACCCCCACAUCGCAGUCCAUCAUACUGAACCAUGAAGGACGCAGGGCCUGCGGGCACACCAUCCGCCGGUUGCAAGGAGAAAAUGUAGCUUAUCCUUCUAAUGUAAAGUUUUCUCUGUAUAUUCCUGUAGAGCUACAGACGCACUUAGAUUGACUUAGAUGUGUAAAGAUUUUUUUUUUUUCAAAGAAACCUGAAAGGCAGUUUGGAGGGGCCACAGCUGCAUUCGAACGGACUUCCUCUGUACUCUUGAGUAUGGAAAGGCAGAAUCCCUUGGGCUUCCAGCCCUCGUUUUCUCUGAGUUCUUGAGCAUGUGUGCAAGGCUGUGUAGGACCCAGGACCCUGUAAAUAUCCACCGAUCCAGGCUCACUUCAUCUGUGUUGAAAGGUGACCCAGCCUGUCCCCUUCUUCCCAGGUCGUCUGCGCUGGCUUUGCUCCCUAGCUGCAGAUGGGUCGGGGGCUGGCUGGUUGGGGUGUCGAAAGCAAAGCUGUUGGCACGAGGGCCGUAAAAUUAUUAUAUAUAUAUUAUUUUUUCCGUCUGCUGUUGCCUUUUUUUUUUCUUCCCAGUUUUGGAUUUUUCUAUUUUUUUUUUAAAAUCAAUUGGGCAGCUCCCUUUUUUCCACAAAGCUUUGUGACUGUAGAGCUAUUGUAGAGAACCAAUGUUCUUUUCUAUAUUAUUAAAAAAAAAUAUCCAACACAGUAAUAUUGGUACCUGUCAUUUUUUUUUCCACUUCUGUUUAAGAAAAGAAAAUAAUAAUGUAUUUUUAGCAAAAUAAACUUGGGUAAUCUUCUAAAAGAAAUUUUAAAAAAAAACUCACUGUUAGUGACUUUGAUGCCUUUUAAAAAAAAAAAAAAGCUUUUUCAUUUCAUUCCAUCUUUAAAAUUUUUUAUCUUUGUUGUAGAAUAUUAAAGACUAUUUUAAGAAAGAUGAAAAUUCUCUUUAAAGAGAUCUCUAGAAUGUGUGACUAGAGCUCCAGAUGCCUCUAAAGCCGCAUGUACAAAAUGAAGCCGCGUCUAUUCCUGUCUGUUUAUAUUUGCUUUUCCUGUUUUGUAACUUCUUUGUACUUUGUUCUUGGUGACUUGUAAGCUUCAAAAGGGGAAGGGGUGCCUGGAUGAUAACCCUUUGUAAUUCUCCAUGUCAUGAGCUCCUGGGCCGGCCGGCCUCUCUUCCUCUCCUUGUAUGUAAUAUCACUUUUUCCCUCCCCCCUUUCUAGCAAGUACUUUCAAAAGAACUCUGUACAUUUUAACAUAAAAAAAAAUAAAUUAUGUUGAGCCAUU
Molecule: messenger RNA, 8935 nt
Organism: Candoia aspera
Lineage: Eukaryota; Metazoa; Chordata; Lepidosauria; Squamata; Candoiidae
Gene: KAT6A
Product: lysine acetyltransferase 6A
Exons: 17
Coding region: 403-6507 (2034 amino acids)
Biological process (GO): nucleosome assembly; positive regulation of transcription by RNA polymerase II; negative regulation of DNA-templated transcription
Cellular component (GO): MOZ/MORF histone acetyltransferase complex; chromatin; nucleosome
Molecular function (GO): transcription coregulator activity; histone acetyltransferase activity; DNA binding
Source: RefSeq, a predicted model, not a curated record